Messenger RNA from Castor canadensis (American beaver), 592 nucleotides. The record is from RefSeq and is a predicted model, not a curated record. Lineage: Eukaryota; Metazoa; Chordata; Mammalia; Rodentia; Castoridae.
AGGAGCGGAGAACAUGGAUCGAGAGAAGUUUCAGCAGAAGGCUCUGAAGCAAACUAAGCAGAAGAAAACCAAGUCGGCUGAAUUUCUGAUGGUUAAAGAAGAUAGAGAAGCUGCAGAAGGCAUUGGAAAUCCAGCUUUUAACAUGAGCAUCCCAGAUCUCACAGCAUGUCAGAUUUCAGAAGAGAAAGUUAUUAGACAUGACAUGCCGGAUCGCACCCUUGAAGCCCACGAACAAAAAUUCAGGCUGCCAGCCUCUGCAGAACCAAAAGGAAAUGAGUACAGCAGAAAUUACUUUGACCCACUGAUGGAUGAGGAAAUAAACCCAAGGCAGUGCGGGAUGGAGGUCAGCAGAGAGGGUGAUGAUAGAGUUCUUUAUAAUCGAUCAAUUAAGCUGUUUGACCACAGUGGAACAGGAGAAUCUCAAGUUGAAAACACCAGAGAGGAGACCUUGGAUUCUGAAGAGCCCAUGAGUUCCAGUAUGAGCCCUGAAGUCCACAAAGAGGCUGAUGAAGCCAUCCCUGCUUACAUUGAGGAGUUUGAAAAGCGUGCUUGGAAAGACAUGAUUCUACUUGCAAGUUCUCCAUUAGAACAG